This is a messenger RNA of Chinchilla lanigera (long-tailed chinchilla), 1766 nucleotides long. It is a transcript of the gene Rad23a, whose product is annotated as RAD23 homolog A, nucleotide excision repair protein. The coding region runs from base 114 to 1202 and encodes 362 amino acids. Lineage: Eukaryota; Metazoa; Chordata; Mammalia; Rodentia; Chinchillidae. The record is from RefSeq and is a predicted model, not a curated record. Gene Ontology annotation, cellular component: cytosol; nucleoplasm. Gene Ontology annotation, molecular function: damaged DNA binding; proteasome binding; polyubiquitin modification-dependent protein binding. Gene Ontology annotation, biological process: nucleotide-excision repair; proteasome-mediated ubiquitin-dependent protein catabolic process. The transcript is spliced from 9 exons.
GCGCUUGACCCGGAAGCGCUUGGCGUGCGGCGCGGCUGGGCGCUAAGAUGGCGGCGGCGUGAGUUGCAUGUUGUCUGAAGAUCCAGGGGCCGCCGCGUUGCUCGGGCCCCGCCAUGGCCGUCACCAUCACGCUCAAAACGCUGCAGCAGCAGACCUUCAAGAUCCGCAUGGAGCCUGACGAGACGGUGAAGGUGUUGAAAGAGAAGAUAGAAGCGGAGAAGGGCCGUGAUGCUUUCCCAGUGGCUGGACAGAAACUCAUCUAUGCUGGCAAGAUCCUGAGCGAUGAUGUCCCCAUCAGGGAUUAUCGCAUUGAUGAGAAGAACUUCGUGGUUGUCAUGGUUACCAAGGCCAAAGCUGGCCAGGGUACCCUGGCACCCCCAGAGGUCUCACCCACUGCUGCCCCAGAGCCCUCCACGCCCUUCCAGCUGACCCCUGCCUCAGGCAUGUCCCAUCCAUCACCUGCCACCAGAGAAGACAAGAGCCCAUCGGAGGAGUCAGCUCCUACAACGUCACCAGAGUCGGUGUCAGGCUCUGUUCCCUCUUCAGGUAGCAGCGGGCGAGAAGAAGAUGCGGCCUCCACACUAGUGACUGGCUCUGAGUAUGAGACGAUGCUGACAGAGAUCAUGUCCAUGGGCUAUGAUCGGGAGCGUGUUGUGGCCGCCCUGAGAGCCAGCUACAACAACCCGCACCGGGCUGUGGAGUAUCUGCUCACGGGAAUUCCGGGAAGCCCUGAGCCUGAACACAGUUCCGUCCAGGAGAGCCAGGCGUCUGAGCAGCCAGCCACAGAAGCAGGAGAAAACCCCCUGGAGUUCCUUCGGGACCAGCCCCAGUUCCAGAACAUGAGGCAGGUGAUCCAGCAGAACCCGGCGCUGCUGCCCGCCUUGCUCCAGCAGCUGGGCCAGGAGAAUCCUCAGCUGUUGCAGCAAAUUAGCCGGCACCAGGAGCAGUUUAUCCAGAUGUUGAACGAACCCCCUGGGGAGCUGGCGGACAUCUCCGAUGCAGAGGGGGAGGUGGGCGCCAUAGGUGAGGAUGCCCCACAAAUGAACUACAUCCAGGUGACACCGCAGGAGAAGGAGGCGAUCGAGAGGUUGAAGGCCCUGGGCUUCCCUGAGAGCCUGGUGAUCCAGGCCUACUUCGCAUGUGAAAAGAACGAGAACCUGGCUGCCAACUUCCUCCUGAGUCAGAACUUUGAUGACGAGUGACACUGGGAAGCCAGGCCGCCCACUGCCCCCACCCUGCCCCACUCCACAAAAGUUUUAUAAAAGAAAAAAAUAUAUAUAUAUUCAUCUUUAUUUAAGAAGUGGAAAAAAAAAGUCAAAAACCUUUUUAAAAAAACCAGCCCAGCUUCCCACCCUCUUCAAGUAGCCCCCAUUCCUUCCUGGUCUGAGAGGACCCAGGCCAGACAGCUGUCCCCAUCCUCCCAGCCCAGCCUGCUCAGAGUUGCUGGCAGGGCCAAGAGGCGGCAGAUGGGCUCCUCUUGGCCUCUGUCCCAGCUCCCUCAGCCAGAUGGAGAGGCGGCUGUUCACUCCCCACCCCGCCGUCCUCCAAGAUGAGGGGAAGCUGGAGCCCCAAACUUUGAUCCUCCAUCGGAGUGGCCGGAAUCUUUCCAUCUGGGGCAAUCAGCAAGGCCCCCUCCCUAGGCUGGCCUUGGCCUCCAGCCUGGGGAGCAAGCGUGACAUCAGCCCUAGAGGCCAAGGCCACCCCCAUCCCAGAACAGAACUGUGUCUCUGAUAAAGGUUUUGAAGUGAAUAAAGUUUUAAAAAUGA